Messenger RNA from Motacilla alba alba, 2703 nucleotides. RefSeq names its product SPG21 abhydrolase domain containing, maspardin (gene SPG21). Lineage: Eukaryota; Metazoa; Chordata; Aves; Passeriformes; Motacillidae. The coding region runs from base 1233 to 2210 and encodes 325 amino acids. The record is from RefSeq and is a predicted model, not a curated record. Gene Ontology annotation, molecular function: CD4 receptor binding. Gene Ontology annotation, cellular component: trans-Golgi network transport vesicle; cytosol. The transcript is spliced from 9 exons.
AUAAUUCUUUCUCAUUGUCUUUUAAAAUCAAUAAUGAAUGGAGUAUGUCAUUAGUGCAGUGGAAUAACUCACAGGGAGGCUAUUGCCAAGUGCUCUGAGCACAUCCAUAGGUGAUUCUUGCAGAGGAAUUGUUUUUAAAAGGUUAAAGUUCUUCAGGUUGUUUGGUUUUACUAAAAAUGACACUUGGGUGUUUAGAGGCUGAUCAUGACCAGCAUCAGCUCUUUGUGGUCUGAAUUACCUUCAGUAGCUGAAUCCCUAUUUGGAGUUCAUUGUUCAGCUUCUCUGUGGUUGGGAAGCACAGGUAGUUGUUGUUAAUGUGAGUGUUUGUGUGUACAAAUUUAAUGCUGCAUUUCUGUGCAGAAGAGAAAAAAAACCAUUUCAAUAAGAGGGCAGUCUCUAAUGCGAGUUUCCUCUUGCCUGGAAAGAAAGGCAGCCCUUAGGAGUGGCAGUCACAGAUGCUCCUUCAGAAGAAAGCUGCUGGAAAUCAGCCCAGGUGUUAGUGGCCAAUGGCUCACUUCCAUGAGUGGUAGCAGGUGAACUGGGAAGUUCAAAAUUUGGGUUUCAGGUGAACUCUCAACUCGCUGUGGUACCAGACAAGGUGCAGGGCCAGCACAAAGUCCACCUGCAUGGUGCCUUUUCCUUACCAGCUGUAGUGGCACAGCUCGUGCUCCCAGCCCCCAGCAAUUAGCUUAAGGGUGCUGAGAGACCGAGGGGGCAGCAGCAGUGGGGCGAUCACAGCAGGAAGGGGUUGCCAACCCUCCCUGGCAGCCAGAGUGAGCAGCAGGAAGAGUCUCCCUCUCCGGCACCUCUGCGUCCGUGCGGGGCCCUGACUGUGGCUUCUGCUUCUUGGCCCUGCCAGUAUAACAGUCCAAGAUAAUGUGUGUUUGAAGGCAUUUCCUGUCAUUUGUCUGCCACAGUUUUGUCACUCUGUUGUUUGCUGAAGAGCUUUCAGGAAGCCAUUGAUGUGUGGUUAUGGGAAGGAAUUAGCGUGAGCCGUGGUUUCCUCGCUCCUGUGCUGCAGGCCCCCAGCCCAGCAAAGCUUCCUUGCACCUGCUCUGCUUUGCAGGUUCUUGAAUAGAUGCUUUUUACCCUUGCUGUAAUUUUACCUGCUGCCAGACUUGGAUAGAGAGCAGAACAGUUGGUGCGAGCACCAGAGUGAAACCGCACAAAAUUAAACAGCAGCCGCAGCUGAGCAUCCCACCUCAAACCUUUGAACAUGGGAGGUGUGGCACAUGCUCCGUGGAAGGCUGACCCAAGCUGAGGUUUUUCCAAACAUCAUGGGAGAGAUUAAAGUCUCUCCUGACUAUAACUGGUUCAGAAGCACAGUUCCUCUUAAAAAGAUAAUAGUAGAUGAUGAUGACAGCAAAAUCUGGUCACUGUAUGAUGCAGGGCCAAGGAGCAUUCGCUGCCCACUCAUAUUUCUCCCUCCUGUGAGUGGGACUGCAGAUGUGUUUUUCCAGCAAAUUCUGGCACUGACUGGAUGGGGCUACAGAGUUAUUGCUUUGCAGUAUCCAGUGUACUGGGAUCACCUUGAGUUCUGUGAUGGAUUCAGGAAACUCUUAGACCACCUUCAGCUGGAUAAAGUUCACCUUUUUGGCGCUUCUCUGGGAGGCUUUCUGGCUCAAAAGUUUGCUGAAUACACACACAAAUCUCCCAGAGUCCAAUCUCUGAUCUUGUGUAAUGCCUUUAGUGACACUUCUAUUUUCAAUCAGACGUGGACAGCAAACAGCUUUUGGCUGAUGCCUGCUUUUAUGCUGAAAAAAAUUGUCCUUGGGAAUUUUGCAUCCGGUCCUCUAGAUCCCGAGAUGGCUGAUGGGAUUGAUUUCAUGGUGGACAGGCUGGAGAGCCUCGGCCAGAGCGAGCUGGCCUCAAGACUCACCCUCAACUGCCAGAACUCCUAUGUAGAACCUCACAAAAUCCGAGACAUCCCUGUAACCAUUAUGGAUGUGUUCGACCAAAGCGCGCUUUCAACGGAAGCAAAAGAAGAAAUGUAUAAGCUUUACCCUAAUGCCAGAAGAGCUCACCUCAAAACAGGAGGCAACUUCCCCUACCUCUGCAGGAGUGCUGAGGUCAACCUGUACAUUCAAAUCCAUUUGCUGCAGUUCCACGGUACCCGGUAUGCAGCCAUUGAUCCCUCCAUGGUCAGUGCAGAAGAGCUGGAAGUCCAAAAGAUCAGCCUUCACACCAGCAACGAGCAAGAGGAGCAGUAGGCUUGGGAGUGCCAGUGAAACAGAGGCAUUGGUUUGGUGGUCUUCCUGUGUACAAUCAACUGUUCCCACUCUGCCUUUUCCCUCGUGUUAGCCGAUUAUCACUGUGUGAUUCCAACAGGAUCAACAGUCGGUGAACUACCCGUGGACAGCAACCUCCAGCAGUGUAAUGGGAUAGAUCUGUUUAAUUUUUAGUCUUUGGAUUCAAGGAAGCAUCUUAGAAGACUACACUUCUAAAAAUAAAAGACAUUUUUUCUACCAAAGUCUUCACUGUAUCAUGUUCUUAAGCAGAACGGUAUUUCUUUUUAUAUUUUUCACUCGGCUGUAUAUAUUACCACAUGCAGAUUGUGUACUUGUAAGCUGACAUCUAUUUUUGUUGAAUAUUUGAUUUAAAAGAUGUUUAAGUGUCAAUAUUGCCAUCACUUAUUUGCUUCGUGCAUUGUGUUGUAAGUUAGUUUGUUUCUAUUUGAAAUAAAGCAUUUGAAUUUUUAACUUU